Gymnodraco acuticeps is the source of this 1965-nucleotide messenger RNA. RefSeq names its product cyclic nucleotide gated channel subunit alpha 4 (gene cnga4). Gene Ontology annotation, molecular function: intracellularly cGMP-activated cation channel activity; intracellularly cAMP-activated cation channel activity; voltage-gated potassium channel activity. Lineage: Eukaryota; Metazoa; Chordata; Actinopteri; Perciformes; Bathydraconidae. The record is from RefSeq and is a predicted model, not a curated record. Gene Ontology annotation, biological process: potassium ion transport; monoatomic cation transmembrane transport. Gene Ontology annotation, cellular component: intracellular cyclic nucleotide activated cation channel complex; plasma membrane.
AUGAUAUUUCCCAUCAUCUAUAACUGGGUGAUCAUCAUUUUGAGGACGUGCUUCACUACAAUCGCAUUCAACUACCUGCCUGUCUGGAUGACACUGGACUAUGUGGCAGACCUCAUGUAUUUGGUUGACAUGAUAAUCACUGUCCACACAGGUUACUUGGAUCAAGGCAUCCUGAUCAAGGACCUUGCUCACCUGAAGAAGCGUUACCUGCACUCUACAUUCCUAAGGGACCUGGUUUCCUUGCUUCCCACAGACUUCCUCUACUUUGUCUUUGGCCUCGAAACUCCAAUGGUGAGGAUCAACCGUCUUGUGCGUAUACCACGACUUGAUGAGGCGCUGGAUCGCAUGGAGACAAGAACCUCCUACCCGAACACCUUCCGUAUUACCAAGCUGAUGAUCUACAUAUUUGUGUUGAUCCACUGGAACGCCUGUCUCUACUUUGCACUGUCCAGCUACAUCGGCUUCGGAAGUGAUCGUUGGGUCUACCCCAACAUCACCAAGCCCGAGUUUGCCUCCAUGCGCCGUCAGUACUUUUACUGCUUCUGGUUCUCUGCCCAGAUUUUCACCACAGUGGGAGACACCCCACUGCCAAAAAGGGAAGAGGAAUACUUGUUUAUGAUUGCAGACCUGCUCAUUGCUGUGCUGGUGUUUGCUUCAAUUGUUGGAAAUGUUGGCAAUGUCAUCACAAGCCUAAGGGACCGUGAUAAUGUCUUCUUUCCUAACCAUGAGUUGGUGAAGGCUUACCUGCGUAGCCAUCACAUUAGCAAGGAGCUUCGACAGCGAAUCGACAACUGGUACCAACAUCUUCACAUCAACAAGAAGAUAAUGCGAGAGAAGGAAAUCCUGGAGCAGCUGCCCUUACAUCUGAGAACAGAGAUCGCUGUUAGCGUUCACCUUCCCACGCUCUCCAAAGUCACCAUCUUCCAGAGCUGUGAGAAAAGCCUGCUGGAGGAGCUGGUGCUUAAACUAACACCUCAGGUGUUCAGUCCAGGAGAGUAUGUCUGCAGGAAAGGAGAUGUGGGCCAUGAAAUGUACAUCAUCAGAGAGGGGAAACUUGCAGUUGUAGCAGAUGACGGGGUCACAGAGUAUGCUGUGCUUACUGACUCGAAUUUCUUUGGGGAAAUUAGUAUUCUCAACAUCAAAGGCAACAAGUCUGGCAAUCGUCGCACUGCCAACAUCCGAAGCAUUGGCUACUCUGACCUGUUCAGCUUGUCAAAAGAAGACCUGACCGAUGUGCUAUCAGAGUUCCCCGCAGCUAAACGUCACCUGGAGGAGAAAGGCAGGCAGAUCCUGACAAAGAUGGGCAUGUUGGUGGACACUGGGGAGGAAAAGGAAGGGGAGGAGGACAACGUUGAAACAAAGAUAAACACGUUAGAAAGCAACUUGGAAAUCCUGCAGACAAAACUAGCUCGACUUAUGAUGGAAUUAGAGUCGAGCAAUCGUAAGAUGCAGGCCAGGGUGGAGCAGCUUGAAUUGGAAGUUGCAGCAUUGGGGAAUCAGCCGUUAGAAGAUGAGGAAGAAAGAAUAAAAAGAGAGUUAAGAGGGGAAGGGGUGGGAGAGGAGGUUGGAUGGGAGCGAGAAGAGGCUGAGGGAGAAGAAGAGGAGGGUUUAGAUGCAAAGGUUAAAAAACAAGAACAGGGGGAAGAUGGUAAUGAGUUGACCAAAGACGGAGAUGGAGAGAGUACUAAAAGUAGAGAGGGAGAUGUGGAAAAGAUGGAGGUAGAUAAGUCUGGACUGAAGGACCCAGAUGAUCAGGAAAAGAAAGAAAAAGAUGAUAGCGAGAAAAACAAAGACAAAGGAGAUGACAGACCUGGGAAAGGAGAUGGAGCUGAGAUUGAACUUGAAGAGGAGAAAGAAGAGAAAAGUGGCGAGGUAGAUUCUGAAGAGGGGGGAGAAACGGCUGAGGGAGAUUCAGAAAAUAAGGACAUGAAGCAGAAAGAUGAAGGCCAGACAAAAAAAGAAUGA